This is a messenger RNA of Arachis duranensis, 3067 nucleotides long. RefSeq names its product probable LRR receptor-like serine/threonine-protein kinase At5g10290. The transcript is spliced from 13 exons. Bases 780 to 2600 code for a protein of 606 amino acids. Gene Ontology annotation, molecular function: protein binding; ATP binding; protein kinase activity. The record is from RefSeq and is a predicted model, not a curated record. Lineage: Eukaryota; Viridiplantae; Streptophyta; Magnoliopsida; Fabales; Fabaceae. Gene Ontology annotation, biological process: protein phosphorylation.
AGGAAGAACCCAAACCAAUCAGUGGAAAGUAGAACGAGUAACGACGCAUGGAUACCAACAAACAAGAGGCAGCACUUCACUUCUUCUGCAGUCCAAUCUGUGAGAGAGUGAGAGAGAGGAGUGUGUGGUGCUGGCAACUGGCAACAAAUCAACAAUAAUUGCUGUGUCUUUGCUUUCCAAAUUCCAAUCUUCCUUUACUAAACAUGAUUCUAUUUCAACAUUCUUCUGGUCAAUACCUGUAAUACUGAAUUAUUAUAAUCAGUAGUAAUAAUCAUAAAUCAAAGAUAGAUAGAGAGAGGAGAGAGGGAAAAGAAAAGAAAAGAAAAAGAAAAAGGAAAUGCGAAAAACGUUAUAAAAAGUAACCAAAAAAGAAAGGAAGAAAAAAAAGCAAAGGGGACAGAAGGUUCGGUUCAACAUUUGCUGUCAUACCUUAUUGCCAGCUACCUCUCUCUCACACUUCUUCUCCUUCAACGCUCUUCAUUACAUAGUCCUUUCCUUAUUCUCUCAAUUGGCAUAUUUGGUGUGAGACGAAAGCAAGCAUCCUUUGCUGGUUUAAGCAAUUCUUUCUUCUUUUUUUUUUCUUUUUCUUUUUCAUUCUUUCAAUUGGCGGCUGAAAUAGGAAAUUUACUGAAUUGGCUGUGUAAUCGGCAUUUGUAUCCAAGUAACCAACUAACCAUAACAAAAUAAAGCUAAAAUUGUGAUCUUCUCCUUUUAUAGAUGAGAUGGACAAUUUUCAUUUGCUAAUUGAUUAUCCUGGACUUUGUUGAUGCCAAGUAGAGAUGAGCUUCUUAUUUUUGGUUCUGUUAUUGGGUUGCUUAUGUUCAUUUGUGCUACCUGAUGCUCAAGGAGACGCUCUAUAUGCGUUGAAGCUAUCACUGAAUGCUUCAUCUAACCAGCUUACUGAUUGGAAUGUAAAUCAAGUGAACCCUUGUACUUGGUCGCGUGUUAACUGUGACCAGAGCAACAAUGUCAUUCAAGUUUCUCUAGCAUUAAUGGGACUCACAGGAACCUUGACCCCAAGAAUAGGAGUUCUAAAAAAUCUUACUGCUCUUUCUUUGCAAGGGAAUGCCAUCACAGGAAACAUACCAAAAGAAUUAGGAAAUCUGACAAACUUGGGCAGGUUGGAUUUGGAAAAUAACAGAUUAACUGGCCAAAUACCAUCUUCCCUUGGCAAUCUAAUUAAGCUCCAAUUCUUGACACUAAGUCAAAACAAUCUCAAUGGCACUAUACCAGAGUCACUUGGCAAUCUCCCAAGCUUGAUCAAUGUCAUGUUAGAUUCAAAUGAUCUUAGUGGUGAAAUCCCGGAGCAGUUGUUCAAAGUAACUAAGUACAAUUUCUCUGGAAAUAAAUUGAAUUGUGGCGUGAAUUAUCCUCAUCCUUGUGCAUCUAGUAAUACAGACCAAGGUUCACCACAUAAAGUGAAAGUUGGACUCAUUGUUGGAAUUAUUAUGGGGUUAAUUGUUAUUCUUUUCCUUGUUGGCCUUCUAUACUUUUGGUGCAAAAAUAAACACAAGGGUUACAAGCGUGAAAUUUUUGUUGAUGUUGCAGGUGAAGUUGAUCGACGAAUUCCAUUUGGUCAACUAAAGAGAUUUGCAUGGAGAGAACUACAGAUAGCAACAGACAACUUCAGUGAGAAAAAUGUUUUAGGACAAGGAGGAUUUGGAAAGGUUUACAAAGGUGUUCUUGCUGAUAACACAAAAGUUGCUGUGAAAAGGUUAACUGAUUAUGAAAGCCCUGGGGGAGAUGCAGCUUUCCAGCGUGAAGUUGAAAUGAUAAGUGUAGCUGUUCAUCGGAACCUGUUACGAUUGAUUGGGUUUUGCACAACUCCAACUGAACGCCUGUUAGUUUAUCCCUUCAUGCAAAAUUUGAGUGUCGCCUAUCGUCUACGAGAACUUAAGCCUGGGGAACCUGUUUUAGACUGGCCUACAAGAAAAAGAGUGGCUCUGGGAACAGCUCGUGGCCUUGAAUAUCUUCAUGAGCAUUGCAAUCCCAAAAUUAUUCAUCGAGAUGUGAAGGCAGCUAAUGUAUUACUUGAUGAAGAUUUUGAGGCAGUUGUUGGCGACUUUGGUUUGGCAAAGUUAGUUGAUGUCCGCAAGACUAAUGUGACAACUCAAGUUCGUGGGACAAUGGGACAUAUAGCUCCUGAAUACUUGUCCACUGGAAAGUCGUCAGAGAGGACUGAUGUUUUUGGCUAUGGGAUUAUGCUUUUGGAGCUGGUUACAGGUCAAAGAGCAAUUGACUUCUCACGAUUGGAAGAGGAAGACGAUGUGCUGUUGCUUGACCAUGUUAAGAAAUUAGAACGGGAGAAGAGACUAGAUGCUAUUGUUGACCGCAACCUAAAUAAAAAUUACAAUAUACAAGAGGUAGAAAUGAUGAUACAAGUUGCAUUGCUCUGCACACAAGCAACACCAGAGGAUCGGCCAUUGAUGUCCGAGGUUGUAAGAAUGCUAGAAGGAGAAGGUUUGGCUGAAAGGUGGGAGGAAUGGCAGCAUGUGGAAGUCAAUCGGAGGCAAGAAUAUGAGAGAUUACAAAGAAGAUUCGACUGGGGUGAAGAUUCAGUCUACAAUCAAGAUGCCAUUGAGUUGUCUGGUGGGAGAUAAAAUCCAUAAACUGAACCAGUUAUGUUGUAUCAAUAUAUACCUUUUUUGGUAGGUUAGCUCAAAAAGAUGUGUUGUUAUUGCUCUAAAGCUGUUAAGAAGUUAAAAGGAAGUAACUAUUUAUGCAUUUUCCUAUGAUGCUUGUGGACUGAGGUUUCAUAAAAAAGAAAUCCAUUUAGAAAACUUGAUAGUUUUAAGGUUGGUGAUUUUCUGUGAAUCCCAAAAUCUUCCUAGUGCAGUAGCGGCUUUUGCUUGUAGAUUGACUCAGAAUUCAGAACCUCCGUCAAGAGCUGAUGCUUCAGUAGCCUCCAACCUUAAGGCUCCAUAUUAGCUGCGAAGUGGUGUAAAUUUUUUAGCUUAGUUUUUUUUGGAACAAUAACAUUGUUUGGCUGUAUUUCUUAAAGGCCAAAUUUCUGCAUGAAUUGGUUCCAUUUGCAAUUUAUUAAUGGAUCUAUUUUACUUUAUUGUAA